This is a messenger RNA of Anisakis simplex (herring worm), 429 nucleotides long. The record is from the annotation of a GenBank genome assembly. Lineage: Eukaryota; Metazoa; Nematoda; Chromadorea; Rhabditida; Anisakidae.
AUAUAUUACGAGGUGUGUGCUGAAGUGAAGCGGUCCUUCAUUAUAUUUCCGCAGACGAUAACCGGGCCUGAGGCACAUUCGAUUAUCGCCGUGCAGGGCAGGUGUGUGGAGAAUGCGAGUCCAGUUGGUACUCUAAAACCAACUUACGUGUGCAAGGCCACUGGAGCGUGGGAUAUGCCGACGGGAGAGUGCAAAUGUAACGCUGGGUAUAUGGGGUCAGCGAAAGAGAGUGUUUGUACUGCAGCGCAUCCACCUUGUUGUUGCGGUAAUGAAAUUAGAGACGGGGUGACGCAUACGCAUACGCGUACGCGUACGCACACGUAUGGCGGUGCAUCUGACGCGUUUACGUUUACAGUUGCCGAUGGUCGGUGGCUAUUGUCGUCGUCGUCUUUGUCGUGGUGUUUUUUUGUUGUUGUUUGUGUUGAGUAG